ACGUGGGAACGUGUGAAUCGGCCCUGCUGGCGGCGGCAGCGAGACGGACGGGUCGGCCGAAAGCACAGGAUGGCAGCGUCUUCAAGCUGCCUAUGGUUGGUUGUUUUAGCGCUACUAGCGCUGUGCUCGUGCACUGCCAACAUCGGUCACCGCAAGUUUGAGUACAAGUACAGCUUCAAGGGACCCUACCUAGCGCAGAAGGAUGGCAGCGUGCCUUUUUGGGACUACAGCGGCAGUUGCAUCGCCAGUGAAGAAAUGGUGCGAAUUACGCCGUCCCUCAAAAGCAAGAAAGGAGCCAUCUGGAACAAGAACCCAGUGACCUUCCCAUGGUGGGAGGUGGAACUAGUGUUCAGGGUCACUGGACAGGGUCGCUUGGGCGCUGAUGGGCUGGCUUUCUGGUACACGAAUCAGAGGCAAGCCGAGGGUCCAGUCUUCGGCAGCAGUGACAAGUGGAUCGGUCUGGCCCUUUUCUUUGACUCCUUCGACAAUGAUGGAAAGCACAACAAUCCUUACAUCAUGGGCAUGGUCAACGAUGGCACCAAGACUUACGAACAUGAAAGUGACGGUAUCAACCAACAGCUAGGUGGAUGCCAGCGUGACUUCCGCAACAAGCCUUUCCCCGUGCGUGCCAAGAUUGAGUACUACCAGAAUGUCCUCACGGUAUUGUUCCACAACGGCAACACCAAUAAUGACGGUGACUACGAAAUGUGCUUCCGGGCCGAGAAUGUGUUCCUGCCUCAGAACGGUUACUUUGGUGUGUCUGCAGCUACGGGUGGUCUGGCAGAUGACCAUGAUGCCCUGAAGUUCCUGACAACAAGCCUGCUCCCCGAGGGCCAGCAGCCCGUGGCCACGCAGACCAUUGCCGAAUCGGAAAAAGAGAAGUUUUCGCGCGAGUACGAGCAGUACAAGGACAAGCUUGAGCGCCAGAAGGAGGAGUACCGCAAGCAGCAUCCCGAGGAAGCUGCCAAGCACGACAUGGAGCAUGGCGCCGGUGCGGAACAACCUUACGACUCGCCACAGCAGCGUGAACUGCGCCAGAUCUUCGAGGGUCAGGCACACAUGUUCGAGGGCCUCAAGGCGAUGCACCGCAAAUUGGACGAGAUGCUUGGCCGCCAGGAGCGCACCCUGUCCCUGGUGUCGGGCAUCCAGCAGAGUGGAGCAGCUGGUGCAGUGCAGCCUCAGCAGCCUGGUGGUGCUCCUCCUGUGCACGUGCAAAGUGUGAUGCAGAGGCACGAGGUGGAUUCCCUGCUAAACAGCCAACGGGAGCUCCUUCUCUCUGUGCAACAGAUCAAGACCCUGGCGGCAGAAGUGCAACAGAAGACCGGCACACUGCUCAGCGUGCAGCAGCAGGGCGGAGGAGGAGGUGGUGCAGCACAAGCUGCCUUGUCGACGGAGCACGUGCAGCUCUUGCACCAGGUGCAGGAGAAGCUGGCUGCCUUCAGGGCCGACUCGUUUGCCCAACAGAAGCUGCCCGUGACUGGCUGUGCUACGACUUGCCUGAGCCCGACCUACUUCCUGAUUUUCUCAACUUUGCAACUGUGCGUCACCUUGGGAUACCUCAUGUACAAGAGCAGCAAGGAGGCGGCGGCCAAGAAGUUCUACUGAGGCGGGGGCUGUCUGACCUCGUGGCUCUGUGCAUGUGCGGCAAUCAAGCCGUGGGGACCCAAUGGGCACGGUGUGUGUGCCAACAUGCGCGCUCAGUGCAACCUAGCUGAUCCCCCAGCACGACUCUCACCACCCAUGCAUCUCAUCAACACGUCUCACAGCAGCGGCAGCAGCUUCACAGCUUCUUUCUCAUCGAACAUUCCAGCCUCACUAUCUCAGACACACCUGGGGGCUAUCACGCUUUGCUCACAGUGGUGUUGCAGUCAUCGGGCAGGGUCUUUAGAGCAUUAAAACUAGUAAUCACCGAACAUUUUCUAUGUCGAGGGCAGCACUAAAGCUGUGUCUGUUAUACAUUUCAUGUCUUUCCUGUUGAAACUUUUUACCCAUUCUUAUUGUGAUCAUAUGUACUCGCCUCCACGGCCUUCUGAGGUGAGCCCUGUGAGUGUAAAGAGAGGCCAGGUAUACAUGCAUGUGUGCCGUUUUCUAUAUUGCAAUGAAAUGUUUUUGUAAGCCUUUUCCAGGAUUGAUCGAGGGCUGCUCUGCCAAGGCCGUGUUUUCGCGAAGGCCUUGCAUCACUGCGCUGGCAGAGUGUAGUCUAAUAUGUGUUAUUAAUUAAAUGAACUUGUUAGCACUAGACACUAGCAACACUUAGCUACUUUUGAAAAAAGAAAAUGCACUAUUAAAUUCUUUUCCUCACACUUGCUCGAUUCGUUUGGCUAACUUAUUCACACUGAAGGCUGCUAUGUGUGAUUGCAUCAUCAGUUGCAAGUGUCAUUGAGCUCAUCUAAAUGUGGAUAUCAUACUGGUACAUUGUUUCUUGCAUGUUCGCUGCACUGGCUUGAAUGUCUGGCAUGAAGAAAUGAUGCGAGACGGAGUGUGUGCGAGUGUUUCAUCUUGGCUUGGCAUUACUUGUCCAGACAUUCCCAGUAUGUUCAGUGCAUGGAUUGUGAAUCGUGAUGCUCUAGAAACUAGAAUUGGUGACUGGCAUUCGUCUGCGGCCGUUCAGUGACAUUUAGUGUGGGAGCGUAAAUGUGCAAUUUAUUGCCUGGCAUUAUGUGACACAAGUGAAGAUUGUGUACAUACAGAGGUUGUCCCGUGGCUGCACUUUUUUCUUACUUGUUUAUAGAAAUUGUACAAUAACGUUUGUUUUGGUGCCGAACAGAAAUAAAUUUUGUUUGAUCUGGAGAAA
Rhipicephalus microplus (southern cattle tick) is the source of this 2794-nucleotide messenger RNA. It is a transcript of the gene ergic53, whose product is annotated as lectin, mannose binding protein ergic53. Gene Ontology annotation, molecular function: D-mannose binding. The record is from RefSeq and is a predicted model, not a curated record. Lineage: Eukaryota; Metazoa; Arthropoda; Arachnida; Ixodida; Ixodidae. Gene Ontology annotation, cellular component: endoplasmic reticulum-Golgi intermediate compartment; COPII-coated ER to Golgi transport vesicle; Golgi membrane. Gene Ontology annotation, biological process: endoplasmic reticulum to Golgi vesicle-mediated transport.